This is a messenger RNA of Tupaia belangeri chinensis (Chinese tree shrew), 914 nucleotides long. Its product is annotated as THUMP domain-containing protein 3. Lineage: Eukaryota; Metazoa; Chordata; Mammalia; Scandentia; Tupaiidae. The record is from RefSeq and is a predicted model, not a curated record. Gene Ontology annotation, molecular function: tRNA (guanine) methyltransferase activity; RNA binding. Gene Ontology annotation, biological process: tRNA methylation. The transcript has 2 exons. Bases 30 to 914 code for a protein of 294 amino acids.
GUGUUGGGAAUCUUGGAAGCACUGCCAACAUGUCAGUUAUAGAAGAAGCCACUAACCAACUCCUGGAUGUGAACCUUUAUGAGAAUCAGAGGUCUGUACGAGUGACAGAAAGUGGCCUCAAUGGUGGAUGCGAGCAUCUCCAAGUUACUAUCGGAGCCACUGUACCUACUGGCUUUGAGCAGACAGCUGCAGAUGAAGUGAGAGAGAAAUUGGGGUCAUCCUGUAAAAUCAGCAAAGACCGGGGCAAGAUAUAUUUUGAUGUUUCAGUGGAAAGUCUGGCUCAGGUUCAUUGUCUGAGAUCAGUUGAUAACUUAUUUGUGGUGGUUCAGGAGUUCAAAGAUUACCAAUUCAAAAAAACAAAGGAAGAAGUUUUAAAGGAUUUUGAAGGCUUGACUGGAAAACUUCCAUGGUCAGACCCUCUAAAAGUAUGGAAAAUUAAUACCAGUUUCAAGAAAAGAAAAACAAAGCGUAAAAAGAUUAAUCAGAAUUCAAAUAAAGGGAAGACUGAAAAUGGGCAAGGAGACAAACUAGAUGAGAGAGAUGUUAAAAAAGAUUCCACUAACAAUGCUUUAGACUCACAUAUUUUGGACUGUUAUGAAAACCCAGCCAUCAAAGAAGAGGUGUCAACAUUAGUAGGUGAUGAUUUGGCAUCUUGUAAAGAUGAGACUGAUGAAAACACAAAAGAAGAAACAGAGCCUCAAGUGAUAAAAUUCAGAGUCACAUGCAAUAGGGCAGGAGAGAAACACUGCUUUACCUCAAAUGAGGCUGCAAGAGAUUUUGGGGGUGCUGUUCAAGAUCACUUUAAGUGGAAGGCCGAUAUGACCAACUUUGAUGUAGAGGUUCUUUUAAAUAUCCAUGAUAAUGAAGUCAUUAAGAAGAUGGAGGAAGAGAAACUCCUUGGUUGUGAAGAGUGA